GCUCACAUGAAAAGAAAGGGUACCAGACGCAAGCGGUUGCAUUUGUUUUUCUGUUGUUCAGCCUUUUUGAUCUUCUUGCACAAGACGCCGACAUGCGCAUUUGGCCGACCCAAGCAAGAGCUGGCAAGUGAAUUUCGAGAAAGGACGGGGCACAGCUCCAGACGGAAGGUCAAAGACGUGCUGGGUAAUGCUUUUUCACUUUCCCGUGAAGAGAAGCAACUUCUCACACAAAUUUCCAUUGCCAGCGACCGGAGGAGCUGGCAGGAUGUCCAGUCCCGCUUUGUGACAUAUUCUGGAAAGGCACCACAAAUCUACAAUGCUGCGAUGAAUGCCGCGCUGCGAUGCCUUAGAUAUGAUGAAGGGGCCUCGAUCUACCAAAAGUGUCGUGAGACUUGCGAGCGGUUUGAAGAGGCAACUUUCACAUCUGCUCUCAGGAUUUUUGCCAAACUGGGUAAACCUGAAAAGGUGCGCGAAAUCUGGGACGAAGCCCAGAAAGAAUGCACACUUACUCACAUGCUGGUUGCAUCUCGUAUCCAUGCUGCAGCAGUUGAAGGUAAUGUUGAAACCGCAGCUUCUAUGUUGGACCUCCUGAACACCAACAAGCUUGAGAUAAAUGAAAUUGUGCUCACAUCCGCAAUCAAAUCUUGUUGGGGCUGGGGAACAAACCAGCAUCGUGCUGCCAAGUACUUUUGGAACCUCUUUGCUAAAUUCAAUGCGAAACCAGAUGUCGCAGCUUUUGCCGCCUUGAUGGGUGCCUAUAAGACAGCACCUUUGAAAGACAUCCUUUCAGCAAAGUUCAAGAAAGAUUGUGAUCUGUUACGUCUUUUUGCAAUGGUUGCUGCAAAAGCAGAAGGUGCCGAGGAAGAAGGCGUGGAUGAGGGAGAGGAGGCUGAAAAGAUGGCUGUUGGCAGCGGCGGUGCUGCAUCAAGCUCAGCAUCAAAGGGUCCGAAGAAGAAGAAAGGUGCGGUCGUUGAUGGCCAUUGGAAAGACUUGGAUCGACGCCGACAAGCCCAAG
Molecule: messenger RNA, 1015 nt
Organism: Cladocopium goreaui
Lineage: Eukaryota; Dinophyceae; Suessiales; Symbiodiniaceae
Source: the annotation of a GenBank genome assembly